GGCUCUUUCGCUUGUUCUCCGCCAUCCCCUCAUCUGCAUCAAAGAACAAAGACUGAGCUCGGUACAAGCUUUUUACAGAACCUUCGAGAGAGUUAGAACCAUCCCUCCAAUAAUGGUGAAAUUCCUAGCAGGGAUCAGCCUGCUCCUCAUCACACUCGAGGGGCUGUCUGCGCAGAUGAACGGUAUUAAUCGCGAAGGCUGCGGCGUGUCCUUUUUCCGGACCAUGAUAGUGAAUGGUACAGAAGUCAAAGAAACUCAGUAUCCAUGGAUGGUCUAUCUGAGUACGCAUCACCCUUAUGGUAAACACGCUUGUGGUGGUACCAUCAUCACGAAGCGCCAUGUCCUCACCGCCGCCCAUUGCCUUUGGCUUAAGAACGCCCACGUGUACAAGGUCAUUGUCUCUUAUGGAAGUGUGGACCGUCGUAAAGGCCGUAAGGUCGAGGCUUCAAAGAUGCUCAUUCACAAGGGCUAUAGCGAAAAUAGGAUGUUGAAUGACAUCGCCCUUCUUGAGGUGAAAUACCCGUUCAAGUUUCGCAAAGAAGUCGCGCCUAUCUGCCUCCAGAUGACUCCUGUGCCAAUCGUCGACAAAGAAGCCGUCGCAGCCGGAUGGGGAUCUUAUUACGUUGGUGGACCUGGCUAUAACUUUCUUCGUCACACAACGGUCACUAUUUACUCGGAUGAAAUGUGCACUUUGCUAUCUAUGGGAAGCUCCUACUCAGCCGCCCUUCAAUGUUGUGCCCACAAGCGAAGCACGGGCGUCUGCUCAGGAGACUCCGGUGGACCAUUGAUGAUCAAGACACCAUUUAACCGCUUCCAGCAAGUCGGCAUCAGUUCGUACGUACGUGGUAAAUGCGGUGGCAAACUCCCGGACGUGUACACACGAGUUAGCGGUCACGCCAUGUGGCUGACUUGGGCAACCUCCUCGAGUGCCGACUAUAUGCCUCUCGACAUAACAAAGGCCUAGAAGUUCAAGGGAAAUCCUUCCUUUUUUGCUUGGCUGAACUUCGACGUGGUAACACAUCCCAUACGCCUGGUGGUGUGGGUAUGGUCAAAUAAACAACCAUUUCUUUGACUGCAUU
Messenger RNA from Rhipicephalus microplus (southern cattle tick), 1079 nucleotides. Its product is annotated as chymotrypsin-2. Gene Ontology annotation, molecular function: serine-type endopeptidase activity. The record is from RefSeq and is a predicted model, not a curated record. NCBI's taxonomy places the organism in Eukaryota, Metazoa, Arthropoda, Arachnida, Ixodida, Ixodidae. Gene Ontology annotation, biological process: proteolysis.